CGCUUCCGACAUCUUUCUUUCCGGUUUUGUGCCCUCUCGUAGCCAUCAUGAAGUGAGUGUACUGAAUAUAAUCAAAUGUCAUCUGAACACAGAAAUAAACAUUAUUACAAUGUUACUCUAAGAAAGAGGCUAAUUUAUCACAAUCUUGUAGUAAUGCUCUAUAUUUGUCCAUUUCAGGGUCGAGUUGUGCAGUUUCAGUGGGUAUAAGAUAUACCCCGGCCAUGGCCGCCGAUACGCCAGGAUAGACGGAAAGGUAAAAAAGAAAUCCUCCUCACAUCGGCUGCUUGUUCCCCGCAUUUCAGAUGAUGACGAUAACUCUACCUGGUUGUGUCUCUUGAACUGUCUUCUGUCCUGUUAAGCGGUAAUUCCAUGUAUAGUCUCUGGAAAAGGCCUAGUUAGCUUGGCCCAGUUCAUGAAACCGGCGAGCGCUAGCUUCAACUCUUAGCAUGUGUGUGUGUACCAGUGAAGUAGAAAACUAAACUAUUAUUCUGCCUCUCUGUGGCUCUGCUGGAGUAUUGUUUCACUUUUUUGCAUAUACUGAACAGACAGGCAGAUCACAUGAAUAUUUCCUUGCUCCAAAUGUGAUUGUUGACAAACUUAUGCUCAGUUUAUGUGUUGAUUCCUACAACAAACCGUGAUAUUGACAGUCCUGUUGUAUUGCAAAGUACUCUGUUUAAGGUGAUAAUGAAAGGCCAUUAGUGUCUGAUUGUCUAAUUUGAGGCACCAUGUGAUAGUGAACUUAUUUUAGUUGUUUAAUAUCAAGGCUAAACAAACCUGGUGACAAGAGAAAUGCUUUAUUCCAGAUAUUAAGUGUGUUUUUUUUUAUCUCCUUAUUUAGGUGUUCCAGUUUUUGAACGCCAAAUGCGAGUCCGCCUUCCUGGCCAAGAGAAACCCCAGACAGAUCAACUGGACUGUGCUGUACAGACGCAAGCACAAGAAGGGCCAGUCUGUAAGUAAAAAAAUAAGCAUGCUCAACUCAAGUGCUUAUUUAGAUACAGUUUAAUACUACUGGUGUGCUUGCUUAAAAGAAAUAUCAGACUCUUAGUCGGUCUCCUCUUCUGCAACAUUGGCUGUAGGUGAAUGGUGUGCACUGUUUUAGUCUGUGUUAUGUGUUGUUGCUCAUCUGCGUUUUGCAGGCAGAGCAGCAGCGCUCACUCCGCACUGUCAGCCAUAGAACAACAGGAGAUCAUAGUACUGGCCCUUGACGUCUCUUACUGACAUCUCACCAUCGGUCAGCCUCCAAACUCUCCUACAACAUAGAUGUUUCUGUUAUCUUAUCACAGCAAGCAAAUGUGAAAAAACAAAGGAAGAAAAAAAACCUCUUUGGGGAUACUGCAAAGCAAACUCAGUUUAGAGCUCCUCAUGAUUAAAAUCUGUCUUGAUUGAAGAAACUUAAGUAAUUAACAUAGAAGUAGCCUGUUGAUAUACGGCUAAUAACCAAAAUGUUUGUAGUAAUUCUAAAAUAUUUUUUUGUGGUUGUGUUUUUCAUUUGUAAUAUGUGAGGUUAAUUUUAAUGGCAAGGUAACAGAUGGCAUAUAGACUUGGUUUUGGUGGUUUCAAACUCAGCACCCUGCAACCAAUCAGCUUGCACCAAAUCAGACAUGAGUAUACUGUGGAGCAGCAGACUUCUGUACUGAUUUUCUUUCCAAUACUUUUUUCAAUUGAUUGUUUCAGUUUUCAUUUUAACAAAUGGGCUGCAGCUUUUCUUCAUCAGCUGAGCUUAAAACUUAAACCUCAGUUGAUUUAAAGUUGGGGGCUCAACCCUCCAGUUUUCUUCAGUGAAUAACGGUUAGGGAUGUCUAACCAUGUGAUGUGUGAUCAUACGAGUGUACACAUAUGUACUAUAUGUGACCAUGUGUGACUAAUGUGACCAUAUUAUGAUAAAUCUUGUCUGAAUGUGGUCCUAACAGGAAGAGGUGACCAAGAAGCGUACCCGCCGCGCAGUCAAGUUCCAGAGGGCCAUCACUGGGGCCUCCCUGGCUGAGAUCAUGGCCAAGAGGAACCAGAAGCCCGAGGUCCGCAAGGCCCAGAGGGAGCAGGCCAUCAGGUGAGGAUACAGAUCUUCAAGUCAUUUUUUUAAAUUCUUUUACCUCCAGAUUCCUGAAAUGCCCUUACUUACAUCAGACUAUGUUAACCCUUUAGUGUUGAUGAGUAAUGAAAGACACAUUUUACAUUUCAAAUGGUGGAAUUUGAGUGUUGAAUGUUGCCACUCAAUGCAGUAGGCCACAGCCAGCUUGCAGAGUCAGACCCUGCUGUCUGUUUUGAUCAUGAAAUUAGAUUUAGGAAGACUUUGAAGCAGUUCACUCUAUACCAAACUGAUGAUGUGGGCUUAAGUUGAUAUAAAAACUUUGACAUUUUUCAGUGGCAACCUGAAAUGAGCACCAUAUUGACCGAAAAACUGAAAAGCUGCAUAUAGACUGUGGUGUCGAUUUCUUUUUCAAUGAAAUAACAAAUAUUGGGAGAUAAGUUUAAGCAAAGCGGCUCAUUCCUCCCCAGAUCAUUUCGCUCUCCAGUGAAGACUUUAAGAUUGCAACAAAACAUAAUAUUUUCACCCUUUGGUCUUUGUGCUGAUUUUUCUACCUUCAUCCUUUUCAGGGCGGCCAAGGAGGCCAAGAAGGCGAAGCAGGCAGCCAAAAAGCCAGCUGCCCCAAGUGCAAAGGUAAGAUAUCCAAACAUGCAGAAAAAGCUGUUCGUAUAAUUUCACUGCAUUGAUAUAAAACCUAACAGUUUGCAAAUGUUUUCAAGAGCAUUGUGAUUCUUUACUUUUGAUUCUAUUUGGCAACACAAACAGUAUCUUUUUUACUCAAAUAAUCCAAAAGGCUGUACUGUCAACCUGAACACUGCUGGCUUUUUCAAAGUCAAAGUCAGCUUUAUUGUCAUAUAUGCUAUACAACAGCAUAUAUGAAAUUAUAGUCCUCGGACCCGCUGUGCAAAUAGCAGGGUGAAAAAAAAAGACGGAUAGAAAAAAAAAAAAAAUGUAGUAAAUAUGACAACUUCUGUUCGAGGCUUUUUCUGAUGUUACGUGUUUCUUUCUCCCUCUGCAGUCUGCUACCAAGACUGCACAGAAACCCAAAAUCGCCAAGCCCAUGAAAGUCAGCGCACCUCGUGUUGGAGGAAAACGCUAAACCUGACUUUUGUUAAUGGUUGUUAAUAAAAUUUUGUGGCUAACCAGUGAUAUGGUUGUUGUCAUUGUUGUUCUUUUUAAACUGUAUAUACACUUAUGUUACAGCAAGAUAAUUUUUAAUAAGUCAGACUUCUAGAGCUUAUCUUUAAUUCGUUCAAAAUCUACUAAAACUAAAAGGCUGAAGACAGUUGGUCUGUUAGAGCAAAACUGGAUGCGUUACAAGAAUUUUUUUAAUUGAGUUAAAAUUUAGGAUUACGAGUGUAAAGUUUGUCAAUGAUUCCAAUAUGGAUUUUGUGGGUAUUAGAAACUGGAAUUCACUUCUUGAGUGCUGACCAUGGGCCACAGAAGGAGAUGAUGUUGCAGUAUGUCUACAAUCAAACAUCAUUAGUGUUGACAGUAACAACAUUGACUGUUGGAUAGCCAGAGGCAUGAGUAAACCUUUCCAAAGUCUCCUACAUCACUGUUGACUAAAUACUUUAAAGGGAUGCUGAGGGAAAUGAUAAACUUGUCUGAUAAACUAAAGGUCUAAUGUCUCCUCUUCAACAUGACUGAAUGUGUAGAUUGGUGGGGAAAAAGCUCA
Messenger RNA from Xyrichtys novacula (pearly razorfish), 3704 nucleotides. NCBI's taxonomy places the organism in Eukaryota, Metazoa, Chordata, Actinopteri, Labriformes, Labridae. The record is from the annotation of a GenBank genome assembly.